UAAAAAAGCCCCCCCUCUCCCUUCUUCGACCCUCAACACUGAGCUCAACCCCGUGAAGUACCAAUGGCGACUGCUUUCACUCGCUCACACUUCUCUCCGUUGGCAGCAAAGAACCCUUCUUUUUCUCGAAUCAGUGGAGAAACCCGCGUCAAAGUUGGGGCUUUUAGAACCCUGGACCUCACGAGACCUUCACUAAUCUCAAGGCCCAAGUAUUGCAGGGCUGCGGGGGUUCACGCUAGCAGCGCGGAGAUACAGAGCAGUAGUGAAUCAGAGGCCGUUGCAUUGGGCGAGUUGGUGCCUCUGAGGUCGAGGAAUCGGGUGAGACGCCACACAAUAUCAGUGUUUGUUGGAGAUGAAAGUGGAAUAAUCAAUAGAAUUGCUGGAGUGUUUGCUAGACGGGGAUACAAUAUUGAGUCACUUGCCGUUGGUUUGAAUAAGGACAGGGCAUUGUUCACGAUAGUUGUUUCAGGGACUGAAAAAGUACUGCAACAAGUUGUGGAGCAACUUAAUAAACUUGUUAGUGUUUUAAAGGUUGACGAUUUAUCAAGGGAACCACAAGUGGAACGAGAAUUGAUGCUUGUAAAACUCAACGUUGAUCCAGACAAGCACCAGGAGAUCAUGGGUCUGGUUGAUAUUUUCCGAUCAAAAGUCGUUGAUAUUUCAGAAGAUUCACUGACCAUUGAGGUAACUGGAGAUCCUGGAAAACUUGCUGCUGUUGAAAGGAACCUGCGCAAAUUUGGAAUCAAAGAAAUUGCUAGAACUGGCAAGAUUGCUUUGAGACGUGAGAGAAUGGGAGAGAAAGCCCCAUUUUGGAGAUUUUCUGCUGCCACUUAUCCAGACCUUGAAGUGCCUAUAAGUCCACCUUUUGGGGCUAAUGGCAGAGCUGUCAAUGGUCAAUCUGAACUUCCAUCUGGGGGAGAUGUGUAUCCUGUGGAGUCUAAUGAGGAUUUUGCAAUGAACAAGGUUCUUGAUGCAAAUUGGGGUAACGUUUACAAUGAAGAUUCAAACGGUUUUUGUUCGCAUACACUGUCUAUUCUUGUAAGUGAUGCUGCUGGAGUUCUGAACAUUGUGACUGGAGUAUUUUCUCGCAGGGGCUAUAAUAUUCAGAGUCUUGCUGUUGGUCCUGCCGAGAAGGAAGGACUCUCUCGUAUUACUACUGUUGUUCCUGGAACUAAUGAGUCUAUUGGCAAGUUAAUCCAGCAACUUUACAAGCUUAUUGAUGUUCAUGAGGUUUGGGAUUUGACCCACAUGCCUUUUGCCGAAAGAGAGAUGAUGUUAAUAAAGGUUGCUAUCAAUACUGCUGCCCGAAGGGAUAUCCUGGACAUUGCUGACAUUUUCCGUGCGAAAGUUGUCGAUGUAUCUGAUCACACAAUUACACUUCAGCUUGCUGGAGACUUCUACAAGAUCGUCGCACUACAGAGGUUAUUGGAGCCUUAUGGCAUCUGUGAGGUGGCUAGAACUGGCCGUGUUGCGUUGGCUCGUGAGUCAAGAGUGGAUUCUAAGUAUUUACGUGGAUAUCCUCUUCCAUUGUAGUUUAGGUAGUUAUGCUUCCACAAGAGUGAGUUAGUUUUGUCCUCUAAAUAAGUGAAAUGUUAUUUCAAUCUCUCGAGGGAAGCAUAAGAAAUGUACAUUAGCUGUCUACAAUGACGUGUUGUAGCAUCUAUGUAUUAAUUGUGAUCUAAAAUGUGGAAACUUUUGUCUACUCUGUGUAUUAACUAUUUGAAUCAAAAUGUGGAAACUUUUGCAAGAGAA
Messenger RNA from Asparagus officinalis (garden asparagus), 1752 nucleotides. Its product is annotated as acetolactate synthase small subunit 1, chloroplastic-like. The coding region runs from base 64 to 1533 and encodes 489 amino acids. The record is from RefSeq and is a predicted model, not a curated record. Gene Ontology annotation, biological process: L-valine biosynthetic process. Gene Ontology annotation, molecular function: acetolactate synthase regulator activity; acetolactate synthase activity. Gene Ontology annotation, cellular component: cytosol. The transcript is spliced from 12 exons. NCBI's taxonomy places the organism in Eukaryota, Viridiplantae, Streptophyta, Magnoliopsida, Asparagales, Asparagaceae.